AUGGCCUCCCAGCUCUCCGCCAUGACCUCCGUGCCGCAGUUCCACGGCCUCAGGAGCUACUCCUCGCCCAGGUCCAUAGCCACGCUGCCGUCCUUGAGGAAGAGGUCCCAGGGCAUCCGCUGCGACUACAUCGGCUCCUCCACCAACAUCAUCAUGGUGACGACGACGACCCUGAUGCUGUUCGCCGGGCGGUUCGGGCUGGCGCCGUCGGCGAACAGGAAGGCUACGGCGGGGCUCAAGUUGGAGGCGCGCGAGUCCGGGCUGCAGACGGGCGACCCGGCCGGCUUCACGCUCGCCGACACGCUCGCAUGCGGCUCCUUCGGCCACAUCUUGGGCGUCGGCAUCGUGCUCGGCCUCAAGAACACCGGCGUCCUCGACCAGAUCAUCGGCUAG
Triticum turgidum subsp. durum (durum wheat) is the source of this 393-nucleotide messenger RNA. The record is from the annotation of a GenBank genome assembly. NCBI's taxonomy places the organism in Eukaryota, Viridiplantae, Streptophyta, Magnoliopsida, Poales, Poaceae.